AUGCCAUCUUCGAGUCUCGCGUCCUACUAUUCGACAAGAGAACCAGCCAAACAAGGCACGCCUUAUCUUAAAAGCUUCCGCGGUUUAUCCGUCAAGCCAGAUAUCAUGUUUGCAGGGGAGAGAGUAAUUAGCCUGACACAAGAACAGAGGCACCAGUUUGGAGAAGAUGGGUAUCUUGUGUUACCAAACUUCUUUACCAACGAUCAAGCCAACAAGCUAAAAGUUCACGUUGAUGACAUGCUGGAUAACUUCCCACUCGAAGGGCAUCCCAUGACCAGGUUCUCUAUUGGGGACGGCAGACAUGUCGGUGAUGCUUAUUUCUUAGAGUCUGGAGAUAAAAUCCGCUAUUUUUUCGAAGAUGAUGCAUUUGAUGAAGAUGGAAAUUUAUUGAUAGACAAAUCGAGAGCAAUCAACAAGAUUGGACAUGCUCUUCAUGCCCAUGACCCAGUUUUCAAUAGAUUUUCGAUUAACAGGUCUACCCAACAACUUGCCAGGGAUCUCGGGUUUGAUGAUCCAAGAAUACUUCAGAGUAUGGUCAUUUGCAAGCAACCACACAUUGGCGGUGAAGUUCCGCCACAUCAAGAUUCUACUUAUCUUUACACCAGACCAUUGUCGGCCAUAGGAUUCUGGUUUGCUCUAGAGGACUGCACAUUGGAGAAUGGUUGUUUGUGGUUCAUACCUGGAUCACACAGAACUCAUCCGGUGUUGAAACGCUUUGUUCGAGUGACCGGUAAUGCAGGUACUACAGUUAUGGAUAUUGGACAUGAGGAAGUCUCUAUAAAUGAUGAAGACUUUGUGAAGGUGGAAGUCGAAGCAGGAUCCUUAGUCUUGAUACACGGAUCGGUCGUACACAAGUCUGAAGCUAAUAAAAGUGAUCGAUCGAGAUAUGUUUACACAUUUCAUAUUAUUGAAGGGAACGCGGAAUACGAUCAUUUGAAUUGGUUGCAGCCAACGGAGGAAUUGCCGUUUACACCGCUCCUGUAA
Paraglomus brasilianum is the source of this 984-nucleotide messenger RNA. NCBI's taxonomy places the organism in Eukaryota, Fungi, Glomeromycota, Glomeromycetes, Paraglomerales, Paraglomeraceae. The record is from the annotation of a GenBank genome assembly.